Molecule: messenger RNA, 1636 nt
Organism: Rhododendron vialii
Lineage: Eukaryota; Viridiplantae; Streptophyta; Magnoliopsida; Ericales; Ericaceae
Product: V-type proton ATPase subunit C
Exons: 11
Coding region: 257-1381 (374 amino acids)
Biological process (GO): proton transmembrane transport
Cellular component (GO): vacuolar proton-transporting V-type ATPase, V1 domain
Molecular function (GO): proton-transporting ATPase activity, rotational mechanism
Source: RefSeq, a predicted model, not a curated record
ACGUCUAACGAUUGUGUUUGGUGUUGUUUUUCAAGGGGGUGUUUGCAGCAUUGAUGUAUUGGUGUGAAAAGUGAAACCCCGAUCUCACCAUUCCUCAUCGUCUUUCUCUGUCCGUCUGUCCGUAAAAACAACUUUAUCAUGUAGGAGUAGUACAAAUCAAAUCAAAUCACCCUUUUUUAGGGCCUUCAUCAGUGUAUAUACCCGAAUAGCAAUCAUCCCAAAUUCGAAGGAAGCUCCACCAACAACCAACACAACAAUGGCGUCGAGGUAUUGGGUGGCCUCUCUCCCCGUCCAAAACUCCGCCUCUUCCCUCUGGAGCCGCUUGCAAGAAUCCAUCUCCAAACACUCCUUCGACACCUCUCUCUACAGGUUCAAUAUCCCGAAUCUCCGCGUCGGAACCUUGGAUUCCCUUCUGGCCCUCAGCGACGACCUCUACAAGUCGAAUGCGUUUGUAGAAGGGGUGUCUCACAAGAUACGGCGCCAGAUCGAGGAGUUGGAGAGGGUUUCGGGCGUGGUCAGUAGUUCGUUGACGGUCGAUGGGAUCCCGGUCGAUUCGUACUUGACUAGGUUUGUUUGGGAUGAGGCGAAGUACCCGACUAUGUCGCCGCUCAAGGAGAUUGUAGAUGCAAUUCAUGUUCAAGUUUCCAGGAUUGAAGAUGAUCUCAAGGUUCGCGUUGCUGAGUAUAACAAUGUACGCAGUCAACUUAAUGCCAUAAACAGAAAGCAGGGUGGGAGCUUGGCUGUUCGUGAUCUGUCCAACUUAGUUAAGCCACAGGAUAUCGUCACAUCAGAGCAUUUGGAAACCCUCCUUGCCAUUGUUCCUAAAUAUUCAGAGAGGGAUUGGUUGUCUAGCUAUGAGACACUCACCACCUAUGUGGUCCCCAGAUCUUCCAAGAAGCUAUACGAGGACAAUGAGUAUGCUCUUCAUACUGUAACACUUUUCCGACGUGAUGCCGACAACUUCAGAAAUAAGGCGCGCGAAAGAGGUUUCCAAAUUCGUGAAUUUGAAUAUAGCCCCGAAACACAAGACAAUAGGAAGCAGGAGCUAGAAAAGUUGAUGCAAGAUCAGGAGACGCUCAGAAGCUCUCUUCUCCAAUGGUGCUAUGCCAGCUAUGGGGAGGUUUUCAGCUCAUGGAUGCACUUCUGUGCUGUACGUUUAUUUGCAGAAAGUAUUUUGAGAUAUGGAUUGCCACCAUCUUUCCUGUCAGUUGUAUUAUCACCUUCCGUGAAAAGUGAGAAGAAAGUACGAUCUAUCCUAGAGGAACUAUGUGACAGCAGAAACAGCACAUUCUGGAAAUAUGAAGAGGAAGGAGGGAUGGCUGGUCUCGGAGGUGAUGCGGAUGCACAUCCUUAUGUCUGUUUCACAAUAAAUCUUGUCUGAGGGAAGUAAUUCCAGCUUCAGUGCCCAAAAACUGAGUUGGAUCAUCUCAGCCUGCAAUAAUAAGAACGAAUGCUGAACCUGUAUAAUAGGAUACUAGUAACUGCCUGUGGGAUUUCAGUUUUCGAAGAGUACCAUUGUUUUUCUUUUUCACCGGUUUUUUAAUCAGUGUAAACAUUUUGAAUUGAAUUUGUAAGAGUUUGUUUGGAGGUUUGAACAAUCCUUGCUUUGCUAUUGUAUUUAUUAUUGGAUUGACUA